Cucurbita maxima (winter squash) is the source of this 1593-nucleotide messenger RNA. Its product is annotated as phenolic glucoside malonyltransferase 1-like. The coding region runs from base 50 to 1453 and encodes 467 amino acids. The record is from RefSeq and is a predicted model, not a curated record. NCBI's taxonomy places the organism in Eukaryota, Viridiplantae, Streptophyta, Magnoliopsida, Cucurbitales, Cucurbitaceae. The transcript has a single exon.
GGUUUUAAUCACAUUACCAUCCCUACAAAUAGCCGUUCAUUAGUUUCUCAUGCAGCAAGAACACAUGGAGCUACCAAAGAAGCCAUGGUUGGAGAUAUUGGAGCAAUGCAAAAUUGGUCCCUCCCCUUCACCGCCCACUCCCUUCUCUCUGCCACUCACUCUCUUCGAUCUGAGCUUCUUUUCAGCACCUCCCACACAGCACAUUCUCUUCUACUCCUUAUCUCCCCAUCAGCUACUUCACUUGGAUUCAAUACUCUUAAACCUCAAACACUCUCUCUCCCACGCCCUCUCCCACUUUCUCCCCCUCGCCGGAAGCCUCGUUUGGCCGCCUCAAUCUCCGGACCCCUUUAUUCUUUACAACCCUGGCGACUCUGUUUCCCUCACUAUUGCUAAAACCCACGCUGAUUUCCACCUCCUCUCUUCAAAUCAUGCCCGGAAGGCAACCGAAUCCCAUUUCCUCGUACCCCAACUCCCAACAUCCGACACCAUUGCUCCAGCCAUGUCUCUCCAAAUCACUUUAUUCCCCAAAAGUGGGUUUUGCAUUGGCAUCAUAACCAACCAUGUGGUUUCUGAUGCCAAAACAUCCACCAUGUUCUUGAAAUCAUGGGCUUCCAUUUGUAGUACACUCAAUAAUACUAAUAAUAAGAAUCCCCCCACGUUGCCGUCUGAGUUGACACCAUGUUUUGAUAGAACAUCCGCCACGGAUCCAAAUGGGUUGCAUACAAUUUAUGUUAAGUCUUUUGAAAUCUUUGUCCCUAAAUUACUUGGACUUGCCCCGAAAGAGGUCAUCUCGGAUGAUGUGGUGUAUGCCACGUUUGAGCUUACUUGCAUUGACAUAGAGAAGGUGAGGAGAAGAGUGGUAGCAACUUCUUCAUCCACUCCUCGUCGUUUAACCACUUUGAUGUUGGCGUUUUCUCUUGCCUCGACUUGCAUUGUCAAAGCGCAGCGAAUUGCACCCGAAUGUAAGAUAGGGUUGAUCUUUCUUGUGGAUUGGCGGGCUCGUAUGGAUAUGCUAGGAGGGCUCAAUUAUUUUGGUAAUUGUGUAAGUGCGUAUGGAGUGUUUGCUGAAGCGAGGGAGUUAGAGGAAGAAAAUGGGAUGGCGAUGAUUUCAAAUAAGAUUAGUGAGGAAAUAGAGGAGAUAGAGAAGAAUGGGAAGGAGAACAAAAUAGUGGAAAUGUUGGAAGCAAUUUCGGAGAGAUGGAGGAAAGAGAUGCCCAUUGAUAAGCUUAUUAUAGUGGCGGGAUCACCAAGGCUUGGAGUUUAUGACAUUGACUUUGGUUGGGGAAGGAGUAAGAAAGUGGAGCAAGUUUCCAUAAGCCCUAAUGGAGUUUUUUCAAUGGCGGAGAGUAGAAAUGGGGAUGGGGGAGUUGAGCUUGGAAUUGCUCUUCCACCUCAAGCUAUGGACAAGUUUUGCUCUCUAUUUUCAGAGACGGUGAAAGGCUAUGUUGAUUAGUGGAGAUAUCUACACUACAAGGCCUCUUCUAUGUGUGUUUUUGGUGGUUUCUCUUAAUUAUCUAUUAAGGUCAUGACAUCAUCAAAUAGUGUCUCCACGUUUAUUUGUCUAUUGUCGUAUCUAUUUGUAUUAAGAAGGAA